This is a messenger RNA of Trichoderma gamsii, 660 nucleotides long. RefSeq lists its product as hypothetical. The record is from RefSeq and is a predicted model, not a curated record. NCBI's taxonomy places the organism in Eukaryota, Fungi, Ascomycota, Sordariomycetes, Hypocreales, Hypocreaceae. Bases 1 to 660 code for a protein of 219 amino acids. The transcript is spliced from 2 exons.
AUGGGAGUCGACCUGAUCCGCAGUGACCCCCAAGUCUCCAAUCCUUUUUCGCCGACACAGCAGGUAUGGAGCACGAGCUAUUACGAGGUAUCCAAUGCUACCUCUUCACCUGUACUGUACCUACAGCCGCAGUCGUCGGGCACAGGCCAGCAAGGCCGCUGUGCUCCUGUCUACCAGCAGACGUUUGUAGGUGACGGUGGCAUUUGCUCUCGAGCCGCGAUACGUCGGCAGCGCGGGAGCGGCACGGAAGAAGCAUGGGUACGGCGGUUUUGGCUUGGCGCGAGCCAAGAGCCAGGCCCUGGCAUAAUUCUCCAUCCGGGAUACACUCUUAUUUCAAUACUCCGUAUGCAUCUGGUUAUACCAGAUGGAAGAAUCGUUGUAUCACUUCUUGUAGGAGGCAAAACUCGAACCGAACACAACUACAAGCAUCCAAUGGCAUCGAUGCCAUCUAGCCUACCGCAAAGAGUCAUUCAAAUCACCUGCAAGAUCCAAGAUAUGAGAGCGGCUCUCGGCCCUUACACACAAGUAGCUCCGUACAGGACUCAAUCAAAUUUACCAGCACCUCAUGGUAAACGGCACCAGUCCAUGUCUCUUAAUAUACAAAGCCUGCAAUUGGCAAAUUUGCAUAUUCUGCUAAAUAAUGCCUCACUAUCAAAUUAA